Molecule: messenger RNA, 1020 nt
Organism: Dioscorea cayenensis subsp. rotundata (Guinea yam)
Lineage: Eukaryota; Viridiplantae; Streptophyta; Magnoliopsida; Dioscoreales; Dioscoreaceae
Product: heat shock 70 kDa protein 17-like
Exons: 3
Coding region: 1-1020 (339 amino acids)
Biological process (GO): cellular response to hypoxia; negative regulation of hypoxia-induced intrinsic apoptotic signaling pathway; endoplasmic reticulum unfolded protein response
Cellular component (GO): endoplasmic reticulum chaperone complex
Molecular function (GO): ATP-dependent protein folding chaperone; ATP binding
Source: RefSeq, a predicted model, not a curated record
AUGGCUGAGAUAAUGCCGCCAAGCAUACCUGAGUUCGUCGUUGACGUCGCCGCCACUGUUCACCAUCGUUGUUGCCAUGCCGUGCCGCCUGAUGCUAUUAUUUUUGCGCAUCGUCGCUGCUGCCCAUUGUUGUUGCUAUGGAAUCUAACGAAGAUGAUGAUAGCGUUGAACCGGCUUCUCGGAGAAGAAGCCGCUGGCAUUGCCGCUCGUUACCUCGACAAGGUCUUCUCCCAUAUCCGUGAUAUGAUUGGGAAGCCUUACGGUCGUGCGAAGUCUUUCCUUGAUUCUGAGUACCUUCCUUGUGAUCUCGUUGAGGACGCGAGGGGAUCAGUCGGGAUCUGGGUAGACACUGGAAGGCCGAAGUAUUCGCCUGAGGAAUUGCUGGUAACGGUGCUGAGUUACACGACAGGGCUGGCAGAGUCACACGUUAAGGUGCAUAUGAAGGAUGUAAUGAUCUCUGUGCCACCUUACUUCGGGCAAGCGGAGAGGAAGAGGGUGGUGCAAGUGGCGCAACUUGCUGGAAUCAAUGUACUCGCUUUAAUCAAUGAACAUGCCGGAGCAGCCUUGCAAUAUGGCAUUGAUAAGGAUUCCUCGAAUGAAUCACGGCAUGUGAUCAUCCAUGACAUGGGCGCUAGUAGUACUUAUGCUGAUUUGUUUUACUUCUCGGCUUAUAACACCAAGGAAUUUGGAAAGAUUCUUGCUGAUGAGUUCAACAAACAAUUGGGGAAUGGUGUUGAUGUGAGGAAGUCUCUGAGGGCUAUGGAUAAUAAAUUGAAGAAGCAGGUUAAACGCACCAAAGAAAUUCUUAGUGCGAACACAGUUGCUCCAAUAUCAGUUGAAUCUUUGUAUGAUGAUGUUGAUUUCAGAAGCACUAUGUCUCAUGAGAAAUUUGAAGAACUCUGUGCGGAUUUGUGUGAGCAGUCCCUUGUUCCUGUCAAGGAAGUGCUUAAGCAUUCUGGUUUGAAAACGGAUGAAAUUUAUGCAGUGGAACUCAUGGGCGGUGCCACUCGUAGGCAAUAA